Molecule: messenger RNA, 1281 nt
Organism: Galendromus occidentalis (western predatory mite)
Lineage: Eukaryota; Metazoa; Arthropoda; Arachnida; Mesostigmata; Phytoseiidae
Exons: 8
Coding region: 1-1281 (426 amino acids)
Source: RefSeq, a predicted model, not a curated record
AUGAUUUAUGAAUCAGGAGCAAUGGACUCGGGCACGUUUUCUGAGUCUGUGGUGGGAGACCCCGAAGACUCAGCCAUCGAUUUCUCAAUCAGGAAAGUCUCAUCCGAAGACUGUCACCAAGAUGCCAGCGCAUUCGUACCGCGGGCGAACACUAGCGAUCCGAUGAAACUUUGGUACACAGUGGACACGGAUCCGAGAACCGCGAAGAAGAUAGCGAUGGAAUCGCUCUCUUACGCUACGAUUGAUCAGUCUGUCUACAUCAUGCUACAAGUGGACUGUCCUUUCAUAAAGAAAUUCGAACUCGUCAACAUCCAAGAUCUGACUCAUACAAACUUGCGCAACGGCAUGACAUUGAUGGAGCUCAGUGACUGUCUUCGAUUACUGGCAAAGUACGCAAAAGAACUCCUCAAACCUGCCAGGGAAAGAUAUAAAAACUGGAACAAGAUACCUUUCCUGAAAAGUGGAAGUCCCCAGAAGUGGACCCGCAUGGAGGGAACGGCGCCCAUUCUGCAUCAGCUUGGGUACACGCAAGGAACUUCGAAAGGCUACGUCUUCCCCCUGACGGCGUAUGGACCACCCCUGGCGAUCAUAAAAGUCAUCGCGCUCGAGCUGGCGAUGUCGGCGGCCGAAUUGAGCGUGUUCUACAACAAUCGUCACCCGAAAGCCGAGGUGAUCAGUGCGAUGCUCUACAGUCGGGGUGCUGAAGCGUUGCCAGCCAAACAGGAAGUAGUCCAAGAGCAGGGCCCACCCUCGGCACCUUUCAAUGUCAUGGAUCUCUUCGAAUCGACCGUCAAAACCGACAGAAGCCAUGAAGAACCCGAGGCAAGGAGCUCUGUGAAUCAAUCGGGACUCAACGAUCCCGCCGCGUGCAGCGGAGGUAUCGCUAAACGUCGCCGUAGCUAUGAUCUCACUCCCCUGAAGCCACCGUCGACUUCUUCGGGCUCCCCUUCCCUAGAUACAUCCGGAGCGAUUCCUGGAAUUCCAAAGAUGGAACCAGUCUCGGUGGACGAACGGCUCGACAACGAUGACGUCAAACAAACUAAGAACGCGGAUUGUUACGGGGUUCCUGCACAGCCAGAUGGCGGUCACGCUCAGCGAUACUUCGAGGCUCCUAUUCCGAGACACAAUUUCGCUCAGAGAUUCAAUCAGCAAUAUGGUCCCGAUGUAGCUGCUAGCGAGGAAGCGGUGCGGCAAAUACAGGCUAUGAUGCCCGCCACCCUACCAAACCUGAGCAUACUCGGCAACAUGUUGAGUAGUGCGAAAUAUGAUUACAGAAUUUGA